CACUGAGACCUCGCUGUUUUUAAUUUCCCCUCACGACCCUUCAUCAUCUGCUCAAGAAGGUUGUCAAUCAGCACCGCGAUCGGAAGGUCACCUGCCUUUCAGUUCCCACUUUGCUUUCUCCAUGUUUAACGUGGUUGAAACAGUCACAGUUGGGAGCAGAUAAGGAGGCUGCGAUAAGAGGGACGGCCCAGCGCUGCCUAGACAAGACUGUUGUGAAAGUUGUCGAGCUCUUAGCUGGAAUGCAGUGACAGGUCUGGACCUGAACUUCCGCAUUAAGGCAGGAAGAAGUCAGACAGCCAGAUGCAAUCCAUCGCAGCACACCCAAAUCUGACUGUAUAUGAGUGUUUUUCUGGCGUCGAGCCGUGUUAGAGAAUUAAAAAACCUCGAGGUGGAACCGAUGAGAAGCUGUUGUCUUGAAACCGACAGGUGAAACGAGGAUUAACACACUUUGAAAAAGAUGGAUGACAUCGACGCCAUGUUCAGCGACCUGCUGGGGGAGAUGGACCUCCUCACUCAGAGUCUCGGCCAGGAAACAGCACCUCCCGAGCCUCUCCCCAGCACCGACGAGGAAGUCAACUUCUCCAAAUGCCUCACCGACCUGAAUGAGUCCCUCCAUGAGCUGGAGGACAAUGAUCUGGACGCUCUCAUGGCUGAUCUGGUGGCCGACCUCGAAGCGACGGAGGAGAAACUUGCAGCCGACAAACAAGGUCUGAAGUUGCCGUCGCCGCCCCCGCCUGACCUGCCGCCACCACCACAGGGCCCGAGCACACACCCUGCACCCUUCCUCCCUUCCCCGACGUCCCCUGCGGGCAGCACCAGCAGCAACGUUAGCACCCCGGCCUCCUCUGCCACCUCCCCUUUACCACCUCCGCCUCCUCAGUCUGCAAAGCCCUCGAUGGAGGAGAUCGAGGCUCAGAUGAAAGCAGACAAGAUCAAACUCGCUCUUGAGAAGCUCAAGGAAGCUAAAGUGAAGAAGUUGGUGGUGAAGGUGCUGUUGAACGACGGCAGCUCCAAGACUCUGAUGGUCGACGAGAGGCAGAAUGUGAGGGAGGUUCUGGACAACCUGUUCGAAAAGACUCACUGUGAUUGCAACGUGGACUGGAGUCUGUGUGAGACCAACCCUGAACUGAACCUGGAACGGACGUUUGAAGACCACGAGAACCUUGUGGAGCCUCUCUUAGCGUGGACGAGGGACAGCGAGAACAAAAUCCUCUUUCAAGAGCGGCCGGGAAAAAAUGAGGUCUUCAAAAACCCGCAGAACUUUUAUCUAUGGAAGAAGGAUAAGAGAUCGCUCAAAGAAAUAAAAGACAAGGACAAAGAGUUAUUAAUACAGGAGAACUUCUGCGGCACCUCCAUCAUCGUGCCAGAUCUCGAGGCCGUCAUGUACCUCAAAGAAGACGGCAAGAAGUCCUGGAAGCAGCGGCUCUUCCAGCUGAGGGCCUCGGGAAUUUAUUACGUUCCCAAAGGGAAAACUAAGUCGUCCCGUGACCUCGUCUGCUUUGUCCAGUUUGACAACUUAAACGUCUACUAUGGCAAGGACUUCAAGAGCAAAUACAAGGCUCCGACCGACUUCUGCUUCGUUCUGAAGCAUCCUCAGAUCCAGAAAGAGUCUCAGUACAUCAAGUACCUGUGCUGCGACGAUGCUUGGACCAUGAACCUCUGGGUAACCGGAAUACGUAUCGCAAAGUACGGUGUGUCGCUGUAUGAAAACUAUAAAACAGCCGAGAAGAAGGCUGCUGUCAGCUCGGCGUGGACGAACCGCAGCACUCCAUCAAGCUCCAAUCCAUCAACGCCCUCGCCCACCAUCAAAGCUAAAUCACCAAGCCAGGCCAACGGUCACGCUCCCAAGCCCCAACCAGGACCUGUUUCUCAGGACUUUGAAAAUGUCCCACCUCCACCUCCACCCCCUCCUCCACCAAUGGCUGAUGUCCUUCCUCCACCACCUCCAGACCCAGUCCUCCCUGCUCCACCUCCUUUGGCCGCCAAGAAAUCCCUCAAAUCUGCUUCCCCACAGCGACACCUGCCAUCCAACUUCCCUCUACCUCCACCUGCAAUGGACAACCUCCCUCCUCCACCGCCACCUCCACCCAUUGACGACGGCCCAGAGGCCCCGCCAGACUUCCUUCCACCUCCUCCUCCUAUUACUGGCUUUGGUUCACUGCCACCUCCUCCACCGUCUAUGAGCAGCCUACCACCACCGCCUCCCCCAGCUAGUUUCGGGGGUAUGGACCAGUCUCUGCCUCCUCCACCACCCGAUCCAGGGUUUUUACCACCACCUCCACCUCAGCCAAUGUACACAGGAGCUGGAGGAGUCCCACCACCACCUCCUCCGCCUCCACCUCCUCCUGCUGCUGCACCAAGAGCGGCGCUGCGGCCUACAGGCUCGGUGAAGAAGGUUCCACCUACUCCGCCAAAGAGGACUACACCAUCGCUGCAGGGAGGAGGAGGAGGAGGAGGAGGAGACUUCAUGUCAGAACUGAUGAUGGCCAUGAACAAGAAGCGUAGCGAUCAUUAGCCCGAGUUUGGAAUCUGUGGAGUACAAGUAUAGUAAGAACUGCCACGUGUUGAUUUCUACCAAAUGGCUACUGUUGACAUCCACAACAAUACUAAACAUCCACAUGGAGCCAGUGGACAUCCAUCAGCUGUAGACUUCACCUCUCCCAGAAAACACUGCUCCAUCCGCCCUUUUUCUGAACUGCUUAUCCAAGACAUAAUCUUGCAUGAAUCAACCGAGAGGUUUAUUAUUAUAAAGACCAAAGAGUUCAACUUUUAACAAGUUGAAAUUGUUAGAUACCAGGGGCCUCAUUACAGAAUCAGUUCGGGAUGAGAUUUGAGGAUCUUAAGGUAUAACUGAAACAGGUUUUAUAACUGCUUUCAGGAAAUGUUACUAUUUCUCAAUGGAAAAAGUUGUGAUGGAAUUCAGAAUAACUGCCAAAAUGGAAGCACCAUUAUUGUUAGGUCAGUAUGGCAAUGAUAAUACAUAUGGGGAACAACAGAAACACUGAAAUAUUAUAAUUGAAAGGCUUUACCAUAACUGCUAGAGAGGCUAUCACUGAUGUUAGCCUGUUGGAGAAGCUAGCACAGAUGUUAACAUGUUGGAGAAGCUAACACUGAUGUUAGCAUGUUAGAGAAGUUUAUAUAAAAGUCAACUAGUUAGAGAGGCUUCUACUAAUGUUAGCCUGUUGGAGAAGCUAACACAGAUAUUUACUCUGAUGGUAGCCUGUUGGAGAAGCUAGCACAGAUGUUAGCAUGUUGGAAAAGUUUAUUUAAAACUCAACUAGUUAGAGAAGCUUCUACUAAUGUUAGCCCACUGGAGAAGCUAACACAGAUAUUUACUCUGAUGUUAGCCUGUUGGAGAAGCUAGCACAGAUGUUAGCAUGUUGGAAAAGUUUAUAUAAAAGUCAACUAGUUAGAGAAGCUUCUACUAAUGUUAGCCCACUGGAGAAGCUAUCACUGAUAUUUACUCUGGUAAUAACUUCUCCCACAGGCUAACAUCAAAGUGGGCCAAUUGGAGAUGCUAACACUGAUGUUAGCCUAUAGGAGAAGCUAACACUGUUGUUAGCCUGCAGAAAUAAAUAUAAAAGCAGGAAGGUAAGAGGUAGGAUAUGAUACAGCCAUAAAUUUAGGAAGAUACAGCCAUGAAUGUAAGAAAUUCUUCCUCAAUAGGAAGAUUCUUGCUGUCUUUGAAACUUAGAUUAAAAUAAGACAACCAGUUAGCAGCUAGCGCAAUUUUUUUCUGUAAUGAAGCCCCUGUUACAUUCUGUGUUUGAAAGCUAGAGUUUUUCAGUGAAUCACAAUUUUCUGGGAAAAAAAAAAGAAAAACCCAAACUCGACGCAACAUCUGUUGGGGUGUAUAAUUAUUGUUUUGUAUGAUAUAAAAUGAUACCGCCGUUGUCAUAAUUAAGAGAAGCGUUUAUAGAAUUGUAUAUAUUGUCAUGUGUUUGUAUGGAGGGCUGUAAAUACUAUUAAAAAAACCCACCUGUUAUUUGGGAAUACACAGUGUAGUCCAUUACUGUAGCUUUUUAAAUGACUGUUGCCGAAAUAAAUACUCAAAACAUUCCCGGUGAGAUAUGAAACAAA
Molecule: messenger RNA, 4080 nt
Organism: Acanthopagrus latus (yellowfin seabream)
Lineage: Eukaryota; Metazoa; Chordata; Actinopteri; Spariformes; Sparidae
Gene: apbb1ip
Product: amyloid beta (A4) precursor protein-binding, family B, member 1 interacting protein
Exons: 14
Coding region: 458-2515 (685 amino acids)
Biological process (GO): signal transduction
Cellular component (GO): cytosol; plasma membrane
Source: RefSeq, a predicted model, not a curated record